UCCUUCGUGGGGUUUGUGCCGACACAGAGCUAGCUCUGUUUUGCACGCAGCAUGCAAGUCAAUCGUUUGGGUGGCAGCUAGCUCGAGCUCCACAGCUCUUUCGAAAAGACACGAGUGAAAGUGAUCCCACGUCGCUUGUUGGUAUGAACGGAGAACAACAGGCUCGUUGUUAGAGGAACACUCGCGCGGAGGAUUUAGCAUUCUAGGAGCGUAAACAGCUUGCAGAGAACUUCAGACAGUGCAUGCAAGAUAUCGGAAGCAGUGGGCGAGUAUCCACUGCAUUGGAUAAGAGAGCUAGCGAGCGCAGGCUGAGGAGGCCUCCACCCGCAUCCGCCAGCAGUUUGCAAGCGGCGUAGCACUUUGCACGGAUCAGUUCAGAUCGCGGUCCCCAUAAUUAUCUGAGCAUACAUUUUUGCAGUUUUUUUCCUGUUUAGCUCGUUGCGGCUCAUUGUAGUGCACUAGCACGGCGUAAAAGAAGAAAGCAGCUAUUUACUUUGCUCUGCAGUGUGAGAGACUACUUGCUGAAGCCCCGUCACCGCGUGUGCAGGUAGCAGCACAGACUUGCCUCCUGGGCGAGCGCGGGAUGUUAUGAAAAGUACAAUUAUUUAGUUCGAAAGGAGUAGCUCUGUUCGGCUCUAGCCGCGAGGUAUCAUAAUCACACGUCCUUGCCCCGGCUGCUGCUCGGCAGUGAGGGUGAGAGUGCGACGAAGCUUUUCAGUCUGACCUUAGACUAAGUUAGAGGUCAAUAUCAAGUGCUCUUCUGAAGUGGCUUUGGAAAGCCGUGCGUACACCGAAAGAACAGUCAGUGUAGAAGCAGAUUUCCAAUGGACUAGAUAUCGUAUUCUGCUACUAAUACUGCCAACGUAUGUCAGGAGCGCCGGACGAAAGCCCCACUAUAAUGGAAUUGACAAGACUACCGCUGGAUGGCUGCGGACUUUGGCGGCAUGGUACACUAACUCCUGCUAUCGUUGUGUGCCUGAUUUUGGCCAGCUCGUUCAUUGUCGCCGACCUGUACUACUAUGGAGUGCUUGGUGAGCUGCCAUGUCAGGCAUCCAAUUGCUCAUCCACCAUUCCUCAGCCAUCUGUGAAGCUGAUGAUGCAGGACCACAUGAGCCACUACAUACACCACUAUGGGGCGGAGGAGUUUGAAGAAGCCACAAGUCUGGCUGACCUUCCCUUCAUCACUCCCAACUUCAUUACCACGGUGCAUAUAUUUGUUGGUGCACUGGGCGGGUACCUAGUGUCGUCGGAGCACUACAAAAUCCGCCAGAUUGCCGUUGGCGUAUUCCAGUUCAGAAUAUUCUUGGACAUGAUGGACGGCGUAGUGUACCGGCGACAGCUUCACCAGUCGACGUACGUUAACGGCUGGGGUACUCUCGGCUACUAUAUCGAUGCCGGGGCAGAUGUACUGGCAUCGGUUAUCUUAGUGUACGGGCUAUUCGUCUACCUGGCACGGCACCCUCCCCGGCGCAACGAGGGCCUGCCGCUGCGUCACCCGCCAGAGCCGAUAACCGACGUACCGGUGAGCCGCAGCACCAUUCAGCUGACGCUGGUGAUCUGUCUCAUUCAGGGCUGCAUGCGUGGCAUGCUCUGGGAUCGCUACCAGUUUGCAUUCCAUUCGGUCUUCAGCAAGGUGCUACAUCACAAGGCCGAUGCGAUGCUACAAGCUAGUAUUUUCAAUUCCACAUUGACAAGAGCUGUCUUGUGGUUAUGGAAGCUGUCAUCAGCAGAAGGAAUGCUGGGCUUUGUCUUCUUUAGCAUAUUUCUUGACUUCACUUGGCCAAUGUUGGUUGUAAUUCGGAAGUACGGUUUUAUCCAGCUAGCAGUUGUUGUGACCAUAUCUCAGCUACACGCCUGGCAGGUUAGUGAGCUUCUGGCAAAGGCUGCAUGACCUAGAGCUCAGCACUUGAUUACACGAUUGACUUGACCACUCCACUACUCCAGCAGCAUGCCAGGCAUUGCAGUGGGCACCCCCAUGAAACAAGUACAGCAAUUUGUACCGAUGUUCAAGAUUUUUGUUGGACUUGAUGUCAGGCCGCUUCUACCGAUCUAUUUCGAAGUUAGUGUUCCGUCCUAUGUCGACAUUAGAAUGUUGCUUGCUUUUCUUGCAUUGAUAUAUUAUCAGGAUUUUGUUUACUUCAGAAAGGCACGGGCCAGUGCAUUUUUGGACGUUCUAUUUAUUUCUCAAUGCCACCCAAAGGCUAUACUGUAUAGACCUUCUGGUUUAGACGAGAUCGAGAGAAAGAGAGAAGUGUUUCCUGCUCUAUGCACAUUAUCUACCGCAGACACGGGUAAUAGUGGCAUCAUCCUGCACUUCUGCCUAUAUUAUGAUCCAAAUCUAUAAUAAUUCUCUCAAGUUUAAAACUUCUCUCUUUCCGUUUGCAGCGCGGGCAUGUUUUGACAAAUUGAAUCUUAGGUGUUCGAUAUGUUCCAGCAUUUCCUUCUGUUCAAAAAUCUAACACUUCCAAAUUUCUCGUUUCUGGUUAUCAAAAAGAUGAGCUUCAGCUCUGACGUAAAUUUCUUUUAGUGUUUUCUGAAAUUCUAAAUGGAAAUUUA
Messenger RNA from Sycon ciliatum, 2556 nucleotides. RefSeq names its product ceramide phosphoethanolamine synthase-like. NCBI's taxonomy places the organism in Eukaryota, Metazoa, Porifera, Calcarea, Leucosolenida, Sycettidae. The transcript is spliced from 4 exons. The record is from RefSeq and is a predicted model, not a curated record. The coding region runs from base 866 to 1891 and encodes 341 amino acids.